AUGCAUUACAGUAAAGAAGACGGUAGAUUUGUGAUUGGAAGUAACAGAAAUCUCGGAUCAAAACAGGCACCAGAGGCCCUCGGUGACGAUAUGAAGCAUGUUGAAAGUCUUGGGGCACUGGAAAAAUCCAAGAGUCCUCCAAGUCUGAAAAGUUUUCGAGCAAAUGUCCAAAAGCAUUGGCGCCGGUUCUGGUGUUGCUAUCUCGUGGCGGCUAUAAUUUUCCUGGCCAUAUUCCUACCGGUGUUCUUCCUAGUUGCAGUCCCAGCAAUUGCCCAGCGGAUCGUUGACGACACAAAUCUUCCGGUCCAUUCAGCCCAAAUCCUUGAUCCAAAAGCCAACCAAGUGUCAUUUACUCUUGAUACAUCUUUGAAUGUCCCUAUGGGGCUUCGGAUUCGUACCGAUCCCCUUAGCCUGAGUCUCUUCAAUCGAGAUGUCCAGCCAAUGCAGCCAUAUCUGGUUGUUAAUCUACCAUCAUAUAGCCUCAAAGGAGACACAAACAUGACGGUGACACAAAAUAAUACGGAUAUCUUGAACGAGGAUCAAUUUAUUAAGACUCUCACGCAAGCUGUGUAUAACAAACGAUUCACAAUGUCGGCCAAGGGAUCAACGGUUGGCCACCUCGGCGCCCUCAAAGCCCCUUUGACACUUGAUAAGGACAUUGAGCUGAAUGGUAUACCUCUCUUUCACUAUUCUUUGGAUGACUUACGCGCUGAUAUUUUUGAUGCCGCAGGGCUCGAUAAGCUGAGUGGAUUCUCAAUAGACUCUGCGCGAGUCCUAAUUCCCAAAGAGGCAGACGGUACCAACUUGGUAGGAGAGGCGAACUUACCAAAUCAUUCUGUCUUUACAUUCGCAUUGGGCAAUGUGACCUUAAACUUGAUGAGCGCGGAUUUGAUUAUCGGCCAAGCAACCAUUUUGAAUGUUAUUCUUAAGCCCGGGAACAACACUGUCUCCUUGAGAGGACGUAUCGAGAUUUCUACAGUUUUAGAGAACCUUUCGGAGAUCUUGGCUGUCCAAAAGGCCGCCUUAGUGGAUGGCAAUCUCGAGCUCUCGGCCUCUGGCAACUCCACCAUCUAUAACGGAGUUCACAUCAAGUACUACGAACAAGUCCUUAACAACCUUACUCUCGUCACUCGAGUGCCAAUUCUUGAAGUCUUGGGGGUACCCUACAAGGAUUACUAA
Molecule: messenger RNA, 1179 nt
Organism: Penicillium cataractarum
Lineage: Eukaryota; Fungi; Ascomycota; Eurotiomycetes; Eurotiales; Aspergillaceae
Product: DUF3712 domain-containing protein
Exons: 3
Coding region: 1-1179 (392 amino acids)
Cellular component (GO): fungal-type vacuole membrane
Source: RefSeq, a predicted model, not a curated record